Messenger RNA from Lizanozyma spartinae, 819 nucleotides. RefSeq lists its product as uncharacterized. The record is from RefSeq and is a predicted model, not a curated record. The transcript has 2 exons. The coding region runs from base 1 to 819 and encodes 272 amino acids. Lineage: Eukaryota; Fungi; Ascomycota; Pichiomycetes; Serinales; Debaryomycetaceae.
AUGGGAUUCUCCAGUUCCGUCUUACUUUCAGUCCUCGCCAGUACUACUUUGGCUUUAUCCUUCAACAGGGAUGCUGGUGAAUUUAUCAAAAGGGAAACUAACGACGAAUUAAUUCUCGACAAGAGAUCUUUUGUUAACAGUAUCACAUCAACUCCUGCUUUGUUUGACAAGUUUAUUUACUUCAUUUUCUUGGAUCACGGUUUCCAUGGUGCUCUUAUCAAUUCUGUGACUGAUAUUUUCACCGGACACCCAGGGAAGUCUUCCGCUACUCUUAUGAAGGGUAUCAGUGGUACUCAAUUCGCUCAAUCUUUGUUCUCUGAGUUGCACGGUAGUCAAGGGGACGAGUUCUUGGGUUCCAUUGCUCCUGUCUACAACUGUGGUUGCGAAGCUGGUACUCCACCUCCAUCCACUGGAGGUCAUUCAAGCUCUGGUGGUUCCGAUGGUAUGGACAUGGGCGGUUCUGAAUACACAACCGACCAGUGUAUGCCAGGUGGAGAAGGAAGUCACGGAGGUAAUGUCGGAGGUUCAUUCGUUGCAACUAUCUUUCUGGGUAUUGUUACUGGUUCUAUCGUUAAGGAUACUUUUGAAGCCAUUCAACACGAUGUUUGUUUGAUCUCCCACAUGUUCAGGGAUAUUGCUGUUGGUAACUUGAUGAACGUUGGUGACUUGUCUGGUAUGAUGACCAAGAGUGAUAUGACUCCUUCUUUAUUGAACCACCUUAAGGGCAGUAACGGUUUGUACAAGAACGAUGUUGACACUUGGGUUCAAAGCCAAGGUCCUGCUAUGGUAGAAAAGAUGAAGUCCAUGAGUGGUAUGUAA